CCGCGACGCCCUCCCCCCCAUCCGCUCGCAGGCACGGGGCUCCAGCCGGGUCCCCUCGGUCCCUGGGCCCUGACCCCCACCACCUCCCGAGGGGGUAGGGGAUGUGUUGGACGAGGGCACUGCGACCCCGGGACCUGCAGCCAGAGGCGACCACCAACCUCCUCCUCGCUCCGCCAUGACCAAGCACCACCUCCCCGUUCUGCUCCUCGCCCUCACGGUGAUGCUGCCGCCGCUGUUGGGGUCAGAGGCUCAGGAAUUUCUCGCCGUGCCGAGAGUGAAGAUAUCCUACGAUGAGUUGGCGCAGGAGGAGGCGAUGAGUUUCCGCGCCGUGCCCGACGCGUCGGCGCUGCUGCUGGUGCCGCAGCGCUCGGCGCUCUACGUGGGCGCGCGCGACGCCAUCCUCGCCCUGGACGCCCGCAACGUCUCCCGCGAGCUCCACCCCGCCAUCACAUGGAAGGCCGACGAGCAGACGCAGGAUGACUGCAGGGCCAAGGUCUCCCCCGCCGCCGCCGUCAACUGCUACAACGUGGUGCGCACCCUGCACCUGCUCAACGACACGCACCUGUACGUGUGUGGCACCUACGCCUUCCGGCCCAUGUGCGCCUACGUGGAUCUGAACUCCUUCUCCCUGGUCGCCAGCUCCGUGGGAGGGGGCCCUCAGCUGGUGGAUGGGAAGGGUCAGUGCCCCUACUCACCCUCGCAGCGCUACGCCUCCACCAUGGCCGGUGGGAAGCUCUACUCCGGCACGUUUUACAACUUCCUGGGCACGGAGCCCGUCGUCAUGCGCAACAUGGGCCCCGACGACCCCCUGCGCUCCCUCUACAAGUCCUCCUGGCUCUCCGAGCCCGAGUUUGCGGCGGCGGAGCAUGUGGCGGAGAGCGAGGAGGGCGGAGACGAGGACGACAAGGUUUACCUCUUCUUCACGGAGGCGGCGCAGGAGUUCGACUUCUACUCCAGCAAAGUGGCGGUGCCCAGGGUGGCGCGAGUAUGCACGGGAGACCGCGGCGGGCAGAGCUUCCUGCAGAGGAAGUGGACGUCAUUCGUGAAGGCGCUUCUCCCGUGCUCGGUGCCCGGGGAGAACCUCUUCUUCCCGUCGGUUCGCGACGCGUUCGUGCUGCGGCCGAAGGAGGGCUGGCGUAACGUCACAUUCUACGCCGCCUUCACCUCCACUGCCGCGGGCAGCGGCGCCGUCUCGGCCGUCUGCUCGUACCGCAUGGACGAGGUGCAGCGCGUCUUCUCCGGACGCUUCAAGCACCAGGGAGGGGCCGACCAGCGGUGGGCCCCCUACGCGGGGGCCCUGCCCGCACAACGGCCCGGAUACUGCCCCCUGGGCUGGGACUCGCAGAUGCUGCCCUCCGAGACGCUCAACUUCGUCUCCGACCACCCCCUGAUGGAUGAGGCGGUGAAGGCCGAGGGGGGCCGGCCCUGGCUGCUGGUGCCGGGAGUGGCCUACAACCGGCUGCUGGUGGUCGACGUCGCGGCGCUGGACGGCAAGAGCUGGAGGACGCUGCUGCUGGGCACAGACGCGGGCGCGCUGCACCGCGCCGUGCUGCCGGAGUCGCGCGGAGAUCCUCACCUGGUGGAGGAGCUGCAGGCGCUGGGGCAGCAGGAGCCUGUGCUGUCCAUGGUGCUGACCCACGACCAGACCUCGGUGGUCGUGGCCGGCCCCGCGGGGGUGGUGCAGCUGUCCGUGUGUCGCUGUGGCCGCUACCGCGCCUGCUGGGACUGCGUACUGGCGCGGGAUCCCUGCUGCGCCUGGGACCCCCAGCGGAGGCUGUGCAGGCGUCACGGCGGGGAGACCGGCACCGGGUCGUGGCUACAGGACGUGAGUGGUGGUGACGCGACGACGCUCUGCUCCGCUCACCCGCCAGACGUGGUGGCCGUCCGCGUGGCGCUGGCGCCGCUGCUGCUGCUGCCCUGCUCCCCCCCCUCCCGCCUGGCGCGCCUCUCCUGGGAGCGAGACUCCGGCCCGGCCCCGGGGCAGCCGCUGCCCGAGGCGGGCCUGCUGCUCCGCCAGGGCGCCCCCCCGGCCCCCCGGGAUCUCACGGGCACGUACCUGUGCUGGGCCGAGGAGGCCGGCCACCGGCGCCUCGUGGCCAACCGCACGGUGGUCUUGGCGGGCGUGGUGGCGAACGCGGGCAGCGCGACGGUGGCGGCGGGCGUUCUGGCCACGCUGCUGGUGGUGGCCGUCGCCGUCGUGUGCCUGCUCGUGUGCUGCGGCGGCGGCGACGGCAGCCGCCGCGGCUACAGCCCGACGCGGCUCGACAACGGCGAGCAGGCGGCGGACGCCGCGGGGAUCCGGCUGCAGCAGGUGCCCGGGAACAACGGCACGGUGGGCGAGACGAGCGCGUGACGGCCUCCCCACCCGCGAGCGAUGGCCGGAGCGCGCCGCGUUGACCACACCGCCGGCGCGGGACACGGUGAGGGGGGGGGGAGGGGUGGGGGGGUCGAGUGUCACCGCGGCGGAGGCGAAGACGAGUCGGUGGGUCUGCCAUCGCGACGACAGCAAAACACGGUUGAGACUCCCGUGACGAUUGGACGCCCACGCGCGGCGGAUUCACGGCUCGCGAGCCCGCCCAAGGGUGCGCGCGCGAAAGCCCCCAAAAGGAAACGUCAGGCGGCCGGCAACAAAACGGCACCACCGAAGUCGUAACGACGCGCGCGGUGCGCUGCGUCCUGGGGCUUGCGGAGCGCGCGCCGCGCGUGCCGCUGGCGCUGUUUGUGCGGGCGCACGGGCUCGCGUGCCCGCCGCGCCGAGGCCGUCGACUAGCCGUGAGGCAGGCGAUGCCACAGCACGGGGGAGCCCACAAUGCUGGAAGGGGCCCCAAGCAUUGGGAUACAAAGAAAAUAAGAGGAAACGGGACGGGACGGGGCAGAGGGUGGGGGUGCCCAUCGUUUAAUUCCUCGCACUACGAGGGGCCAUGCCAACGACACUCCGCCAACCGGCUCCCCCACAGGGUCAGCGUGGUGGGUAGGGUCUCCACUUGUCCUGGCUUAAAAAGUCCCGUUUCUUUGUCAGUGGCGUAGGAACAGUGCCGGAUCAUCCUCGUAGCAAAAGUCGCUACAAAUGUAGUAGCUACGGGCCCCGCACUUUCAAGGGCCCCGCGCUAAACGCUUUCAAGCU
Petromyzon marinus (sea lamprey) is the source of this 3124-nucleotide messenger RNA. RefSeq names its product semaphorin-4C-like. Gene Ontology annotation, cellular component: plasma membrane. Gene Ontology annotation, molecular function: semaphorin receptor binding; chemorepellent activity. Gene Ontology annotation, biological process: semaphorin-plexin signaling pathway; positive regulation of cell migration; negative chemotaxis. Lineage: Eukaryota; Metazoa; Chordata; Hyperoartia; Petromyzontiformes; Petromyzontidae. The record is from RefSeq and is a predicted model, not a curated record.